Molecule: messenger RNA, 708 nt
Organism: Colletotrichum siamense
Lineage: Eukaryota; Fungi; Ascomycota; Sordariomycetes; Glomerellales; Glomerellaceae
Gene: MP1-1
Product: Cell wall mannoprotein 1
Exons: 1
Coding region: 1-708 (235 amino acids)
Cellular component (GO): extracellular region
Source: RefSeq, a predicted model, not a curated record
AUGAAGUUCACCACCGAGGUCACCCUCCUUACCCUGGCUGCCGGCGCCUUCGCCGAGAUGCCCACAAGGGUGCAGCGCGACGUUCCCUCCGUAGUCGAGCGCGACCUGGCCACCAUCUCCGGUGUCAUCCAGCAGGUCGACAACCAGCUCAAGUCCCUCAACACGGCCGUCCAGGGCUUCAACGGCGACAUCAACGGCCUGGCCACGGCGGCCGGCAGCCUCGUCAGCACCCUGCAGCAGGGCACAACGCAGGUCGACGCCACGAGCGAGAUCACUCUCAACGAGGCCCUCAACCUUCAGCAGUUCGUCUCGGGCCUGCAGUCCGACGGCAACGCCCUCAUCAAGGGCCUCAACGACAAGAAGCCCGAGUUCGAGAAGGCCAACCUUUGCAACGUCAUCGUCACACAGAUUGACCAGACCGGCACCAGCGCGCAGAAGCUCAUUGAUGCCGUUGUCAAGAAGGUGCCGCAGAGCGUUCAGUCCGUCGCCAGCCAGCUUGCCGGUUCCUUCGCUAAGUCUCUGAGCGACUCCAAGGACAACUUCUCCCCUGGCAAGUGCAACAACGCCAACGGCAUGGGUGGUGGCAUGCCCAGCAACGGCACCAUGAACGGCCCCAAGACAUCUUCUCCUGCCAAGGCCGGCGCCAGCGCUGUUUCCAUCAGCAUCGGUGCCAUCGCCGCGGCGGCAUUCGCUACACUGUUGCUGUAA